AUGGCGUCCUUCCUCACCGACCUCUGGGAGUCCAUCUUCACCCCGGGCCCCACGCCCCCCCUCCUCCGCGCCGCAAACGCCUCCUUCGCCGCCCUGCAGCUCGUCCUCGCCGGCAUGCUCUACCUCACCGGCAGCCUGCACUGCGUCGUCCUGUCCGUCCUCUGCGCGGGGCUCUGGUGGGCCGUCAACUGGUUCGCCGCCGAGCUCGCCGUCGCCCAGAGGGAGCAGAAGCGCCGCGACGAGCAGGCGCAGCAGGAGCGGGAUGCGCAGGAUGCGGACGAUGACGACGACGAGCGCAAGGAUAAGCGGCGGCGAGGCGGCGGCGGCGUGGAUGAUAGUAGUGAUACGGAGGUCGAGACGGGGAGGGCGCGCACGAGGGGCGCGACGGCCGCCGCCAAGAGGGACCUCCAGCAGCAGCAGCAGGCCGGCGCGGGUGAGCUGAGGCAGAGGACCGCGCCCGGUGGCAGGACGGCGGGCGUGUCGCCGUCGGGGACGCAGUCGAGCGUGAGCACCGAGGACGAGUGGGAGAAGGUGUCUGGAAGCGAGCGCGAGGGCAAGAGCCAGGACGAGUAA
This is a messenger RNA of Purpureocillium lilacinum, 573 nucleotides long. RefSeq names its product SMK killer toxin resistance protein. The record is from RefSeq and is a predicted model, not a curated record. Gene Ontology annotation, biological process: vacuolar proton-transporting V-type ATPase complex assembly. NCBI's taxonomy places the organism in Eukaryota, Fungi, Ascomycota, Sordariomycetes, Hypocreales, Ophiocordycipitaceae. Gene Ontology annotation, cellular component: endoplasmic reticulum membrane.